Molecule: messenger RNA, 1054 nt
Organism: Sitodiplosis mosellana (orange wheat blossom midge)
Lineage: Eukaryota; Metazoa; Arthropoda; Insecta; Diptera; Cecidomyiidae
Exons: 4
Coding region: 107-871 (254 amino acids)
Source: RefSeq, a predicted model, not a curated record
CAAACGUUUUACUAUAAAAACCGCUUUUGCCUUAAGUGAAAGUCAAGUCUUUUGUACUGUGAGGUUUUCUGUGCAAUCAUUAGCUGUUAAAAACGCUGGCGAAACGAUGAAAUUCUACGGAGUACUCUUGAUUUUUCUCUCGCUUCAAUCAUAUCAGUUUGCUGUUGGCGAAGUGGAAAAUCUACAGCAAAGGAGAAGCUUGCUGGAAAAUCAAGUGCAAACCGUUUCACGAGAGCAACAGCACUUAGCUAAUCAAUUGGCACGAAAUGGUGUUUAUCAAGUGGAAAAUUCGGCGAAACAAUUGCAAAUCGCACAGACCGUACAAACGCUCACUGCAAAUGUAUUGGCAUCAAAAGGACUUAACGAUCUGAACGGUAUCGAACGAAGUUUGAGUUUAUCAUCUGGUAUACGUCAAUGCUACCAACUGAAUAAGUUUUCAUUUAGCGAUGCGAUAGGCACGGCCAAAAAUACCGCCAUCCAAUGCAUCACCGAUAAAUUUAAUGAAGGCAAAACGAUUGUCGAUAAUGCCAUAAAUAAUAUUCGAUCGGCCGUUCAAGAUAUCAACGGUGGUGCACAAUUGAUAGCCGAAUGCAGCCAAUUUACAGUCGGAUUUCCAUCAGUGGCUGGACUUGUUGCCAAAGUCACAUGCUUGACCAAGGCAUUGCUUAAUAUGAAAAGUGGAGCCAUUUUAUUACCGAUCAACCUGAGCCGUCGUGUUGUCGAAGCGAAUGCAGCAAUUAGCACCAUUCAAUCGGAUAUCAUUAAGUGCAAUGUGGACAUCUUAUCAGCUAUCAUAGCACAAUCAACGAAAGCCGGUCAAGCCAUUAUCGAUUGCAUUGGCCAAUCAGCCAGUGUCAAUAUUGUACCCUGAUUUAGUAUUCUUAUUGUUUCUGUUGUUCAAUGAUCAACCAAUUCAUUGUACAUUGUUUGCUUAUUUGCUUUUGUUUUUUUGUCAUUCGAUUGAUCAAUUUAUCAGUUUUUAUCGAUUGUUCAUUUGUUUUUGUUUCGUGUUGAAUAAAAAAGCCCGAUUUCAGUUGAAUUUACAAGUUGCAAA